Coccinella septempunctata (seven-spotted ladybird) is the source of this 464-nucleotide messenger RNA. It is a transcript of the gene RpL36A, whose product is annotated as 60S ribosomal protein L44. The transcript has 3 exons. Lineage: Eukaryota; Metazoa; Arthropoda; Insecta; Coleoptera; Coccinellidae. Gene Ontology annotation, cellular component: ribosome; cytosolic large ribosomal subunit. Gene Ontology annotation, molecular function: structural constituent of ribosome. The record is from RefSeq and is a predicted model, not a curated record. Gene Ontology annotation, biological process: translation. Bases 118 to 432 code for a protein of 104 amino acids.
GUUUCAUUGAGAGCAAUAUUUGAAGUUUCAAUUUUCAUAGAAUAGUUCCGUCAUCCGUCAGCCUUUCCUCGUCCUUUUGAAGUUCAAAAACGGAGAGGGACCGUGAUUUGAUUCAAAAUGGUUAAUGUACCUAAACAGAGACGUACAUUUUGUAAAAAAUGUAAGGUCCACAAAAACCACAAGGUGACACAAUACAAGAAAUCUAAAGAACGUCAUGCUGCCAGAGGUAGAAGGCGUUACGACAGAAAACAACAAGGUUUUGGUGGUCAAACCAAGCCUAUCUUCAGGAAGAAGGCCAAAACAACCAAAAAAAUCGUCUUGAGAAUGGAAUGUACAGAUUGUAAAUUCCGUAAACAAGUUCCAUUGAAGAGGUGUAAGCACUUCGAGCUUGGAGGUGACAAAAAGAGGAAGGGACAAAUGAUUCAGUUCUAAUUGUAAAAAUAAAUAAAUCUUUGUAAACAGUU